Messenger RNA from Myripristis murdjan (pinecone soldierfish), 884 nucleotides. It is a transcript of the gene mkrn2os.1, whose product is annotated as MKRN2 opposite strand, tandem duplicate 1. Lineage: Eukaryota; Metazoa; Chordata; Actinopteri; Holocentriformes; Holocentridae. The transcript has 5 exons. The record is from RefSeq and is a predicted model, not a curated record. Bases 142 to 765 code for a protein of 207 amino acids.
AGCAGGACGUGUGCGUUUAAACAGCCGCGACCUUUGAUCCGCUGUGACGUCACGGCGAAAGGGACCGGAAGCAGUCUGCUAACCCGCAGAAGAAGAGGAGGAGGAGGAAGAGGAGGAGGACGCAGCAGGUCGCUGGUGCAGAUGCAGGCCGGCGUGCUGCGGUUCCGUCACUGCGGCAGCGUCAUCUACAGCGCCAGCAGGGGGCGCUGCCCGCUGUGCGGCGGCGCCCUGAGCUUCGGCCUGCAGGACGCCCCGCUCGCACUUCCUGUUCCCUUCACUGACGGCCACAGCGCCACCUGCUGCCUCCUGGUCGCCGCCCAGCAGGGGGCAGCAGCCUUCAGUGAGCUGAGUGACUCAGAGCUUCAUGUCGGCGUCUCCAACUCUAAAGGCGUGGUGUUUAGUUAUACGGAGUCCGGGGUUCAGCGUCAGCAGUGCGGCUGGGAGCAGAGCAUCGCCGUGCCUCUGGUCGCCCCCGGCAACCAGAGUGUCAGCUUCAGGAGGCGGUGGGACGUCCUGCUGGAGGAGUUCACCUGUCAGGACACGUGGACGCCACACAGGUUUGAGGAGCAGAGGGAGUUUGGCUCCUGUUGCUAUGGUUUCGCCCUGGGAUUCAUCAACCAGCUGUUGAGGUCACAGGGCAGACAGCCAAUCAGCAGAGAGCGCUUCACCGCUCAGUUCCUCCUGCCCCGCAUCAGGACCGCCUCCAGAUACCUGAGCAUCUGCCAGCACAUCAGCCGGGACGGAUACUACAGUACUGCAGAGUAGUACUGCAGUAACGCUGAGCAGAGUACUGCAGCUGAACAACACACACACACACACACACACACACACACACACACAAUACAGUAAUAAAACAGUAAAGUGAAUGUGAGUCUGUGUUGUUC